Lachancea nothofagi CBS 11611 is the source of this 390-nucleotide messenger RNA. Lineage: Eukaryota; Fungi; Ascomycota; Saccharomycetes; Saccharomycetales; Saccharomycetaceae. The record is from the annotation of a GenBank genome assembly.
AUGAGUAAAGAAAAUGAUUUAUCGCCCACCUCGAGCAGUGUGGAGCUAAAUGAGAAAGCUGACACUUCCAAAAUGACGCCACAAGAGGUUAAACUGUACAAGCUGUAUGGCAAAUUGCCAUCGAAAAAAGACCUAUUCAAACACAAGCUGCAAGAGCGAAAAUACUUCGAUAGUGGCGAUUACGCUCUGAAUAAAGCGGGUGUGAAGUCUGAUGAUCUACAAUCAGCUUCGAUAAGCAAUAGCCAUUUGCCGGUAACGAACCCUAGCGGGCUCAGAGAGAGUAUUAUAAAAAGAAGACUCAGCAGCAGUGCUGGAAGCAUGGAUGCCCAAGAAUUGCGUAGACAGGGAAGCAUAUCCAGUGGGCCUCCGCCAAGAUCGCCCAAUAAGUGA